CGAGCAGAUUUCAAGUUUGUAUGUUUUGAGACAAUUUUUACAGAAAAGUGCCCAGUUGGAAAGGGUUCCCCCUUUUCUAUGUGGCCUUUGGCCACUUUAUCCUUGGCACUAUCUCUUGAAUAGUAUUUAGGGGGUUAAUAUGGGGGGUUGCAUGGGAACAUCGGGCGAUCCUAGUGUUCGAGUAGAAUCGAGUGAAUUUGGCAGUACUCCCGGAGUUACAGUCGGUAGAAACCAGCCACUGAAGAAAGAGCGCCCUUCRUGGACUUCCGAAGUUCCUUUGACCGAAGGACAGCUACGAAGCAAGAGAGACGAAUUCUGGGAGACUGCACCCGCUUUUGAAGGAAGGAAGGAAAUUUGGGAUGCUCUUCGAGCUGCCGCUGAAACUAACGAUCAUACUYUAGCACAAGCUAUCGUUGAUGGAGCAAAUAUAACUCUCCCCACUGGGUGUCUGCAAGAUGCUUAUGAUGAACUUGGAAAUCGUUAUGUUUUGCCAAUUUACUGUAUCAGUCAACCAACCAAUCUUAUCAAAGACGAAGAUAUUAGUGGUAAUCUAAGUGAUGAAGUUGAUGAUGAAAAAGACAACCAACCAAGUGGCGAGGAAACUAGUGUCAAACUAAGACUGUCCACUGGUAAGGACUUAAAGUUGACUGUCUACACUCAGGACACAAUACUAAAAAUUAAAAAGAAGUUACAUAAAAUGGAAGGAGUGGAACCAGGUCAGCAAAGAUGGUUUUAUUCUGGAAGAAUGCUCACAGAUAAAAUGACAAUUGAAGAAGCUAAAAUUCAAAAGAACUUUGUUAUACAAGUGAUUCUACCCCAACCAACUCCAGUAGAUAACUAAAACAAAAUGUCAGAACAUSUGGUGCUGCUGACAACUAGUGCUUUGGAUAAGUUUCCAUAGAAAAUAUUCUUAGAUAUUGUAACCAAUCUCUUUCUUCCUUGGUCUUCAUAAUUAACAAAGUCCAUUUAAUAAUUAUCAUGGGUUUCUUAUCAUGUAUGAUAAAUUAAUCUUUGGGAUAUGAUGCAGAUUUGAAUGAAAAAAAUAAUAAUUUGACAUAUAGCAUACAAAAUUCUAUGGAUUUCAAGUAACAUAGCCUGUGUAUAUCCAUUCCCACCCCUCCCCCCUUUGGGUAAAAUUCACCUCCGAAUUUUCACUGUAGGGAGGGAGGGGUGGGAAUUGAUGUGCACAAGCUACAAGUAACAUUCUWUGUGCUGAAUUGCCAGAUUCAGACACCUGUGUUCUGCAUUUUAGCAAUUUUUUUGACAUUAUUUGUCUUGUUUUGUUUCAUUUUUUUWUGUAAAUGUUUCAGUAGACCAUUUCACAGAUUCAGUUUCCAUGUGCACAUCAUUCAAAGUAAAGCACCCUAUAAAAAUACUGACGGUCCUCUGAAAAGAGGGUAGUCCUAAAAUCAGCAAAUUUGCCAAAGACAGAUGUAUGAAAGUAAAUUUGUUAAAAAUUCAAGGUGCAGCUCUAAAAACCGAAAUUUUACUAAGAAAUGUGAUUCAAACAGAUUUUAAACUGUGCUCACAAUUAUCUUUUGUAAAAUUACUCCAUAGUGCUUUGUAGAGCUGAACUUGGGCAAAUUUGCUAAUUUUAGAGUACAUUUUGCUCAAUAAUAAUAUGAUAUAGUGUUUCACUAGAAAAACCUUCAUUUUGGAUGCUGGCAACAACAGUGAAAUAGUCUAUAUUUUUGAUGAUAAAAUGUGAAUCUUUUAUGUCAUUCUAAGAGUUUUAGAAGUGAAAUGAUAUGAGUUUCUCAAUAAUUCAAUGAAAAAAAUGUUCAAAUACUGAACAAAAGAAAUAAUUUAA
This is a messenger RNA of Exaiptasia diaphana, 1810 nucleotides long. Its product is annotated as ubiquitin domain-containing protein 2. The transcript has 3 exons. NCBI's taxonomy places the organism in Eukaryota, Metazoa, Cnidaria, Anthozoa, Actiniaria, Aiptasiidae. Bases 140 to 841 code for a protein of 233 amino acids. The record is from RefSeq and is a predicted model, not a curated record. Gene Ontology annotation, molecular function: protein binding.